GAAAGAAAUCCAGGGGUCGCAGUAGAAGACGGAAGCAGCAGACAAAGCCGAGAAAAAAAAACGCCGUCCUCCCCAAGCGCCCCCCUCACUCAGGAACCAAAUCGAACAACCCAGAGAAGCCAUGGAGCGGCUGCAGCGGAUCUUCGGCGCCGGCGGGAUGGGCCAGCCGCCGUCGGACUCGCCGCUGCUCGACUCCUCCGAGCAGGUCUACAUCUCCUCCCUCGCCCUCCUCAAGAUGCUCAAGCACGGGAGGGCCGGCGUGCCGAUGGAGGUCAUGGGCCUCAUGCUCGGCGAGUUCGUCGACGACUACACGGUCCGGGUGGUCGACGUCUUCGCCAUGCCGCAGAGCGGGACGGGGGUCAGCGUCGAGGCCGUCGACCACGUCUUCCAGACCAACAUGCUCGACAUGCUCAAGCAGACCGGCAGGCCAGAAAUGGUGGUAGGGUGGUAUCACUCUCAUCCUGGUUUUGGUUGCUGGCUAUCGGGUGUUGACAUCAAUACUCAACAGAGUUUCGAAGCUUUGAACCCCAGGGCAGUUGCCGUCGUGAUCGACCCCAUCCAGAGUGUCAAGGGGAAGGUGGUCAUCGAUGCAUUUCGUCUCAUUAACCCUCAGACCAUGAUGCUUGGGCAGGAGCCACGUCAGACAACAUCCAAUGUUGGGCACCUGAAUAAGCCAUCUAUUCAGGCUCUUAUUCAUGGGCUCAAUAGACACUACUACUCUAUUGCAAUAAAUUACCGCAAAAAUGAGCUCGAGGAGAAGAUGCUGCUUAACCUUCACAAAAAGAAAUGGACUGAUGGAUUAAUUCUGAAGAAAUUUGACGCACAUUCAGAAACCAAUGAGCAGACUGUUCAGGAAAUGCUGAGCCUAGCCAUCAAGUACAACAAGGCAGUGCAAGAGGAGGAUGAGUUGUCCCCUGAGAAAUUAGCGAUAGCUAAUGUGGGACGGCAAGAUGCGAAGAAGCAUCUAGAAGAGCAUGUCUCAAAUCUGAUGUCGUCGAACAUAGUUCAGACCCUAGGUACCAUGCUUGACACGGUUGUCUUUUAGUCUACCACUACUGUUGUUCCAAAUCAUUCAUGUUAUGUAUCCAAAGCCUGCCACAACGCAGCAAGGCAAUUCGUGUUCUAACAGUUUGCUCGACAGACUCAAUUUUCUGUAGUACUAUCUUCUGUAUGUUUAAUUUCGCAGCAAUUUUCAUGGGUGUACUUUAAAA
Molecule: messenger RNA, 1211 nt
Organism: Triticum urartu
Lineage: Eukaryota; Viridiplantae; Streptophyta; Magnoliopsida; Poales; Poaceae
Product: 26S proteasome non-ATPase regulatory subunit 14 homolog
Molecular function (GO): protein binding; metallopeptidase activity
Source: RefSeq, a predicted model, not a curated record